AUGUCAUCAGAGUUUCUUUUCCUGGAUUUAAAGCUGCAUUACAAUGGUCCAGCAGGUGGUUCGGUUGGCAGAUCAGCUCUGAGACCCCCAGGAUCCCGACCCGCCGCCCCUCGCCCCCCUACAGGCCGCUCCCCUUCCCCUUCCCCAGGAAACAAACCCUCCCCACCGGAGCACCAGCGCUCCCAUCGCCCCUCGCUGCCCGACAUCUCAAGGCCCACCAGCAGCAGCAGCAGCUCCUCCUCCGGCAGCGGGAUGAAGCACAGCACCUCCGCCCCUCCUCCUCCUCCGCCCUUCAGCAGGGGGGGCCGCGGCAACGCCCCGCCCACCCCCAACAUGAAAGCACCUUCCUCCUCAUCCUCCUCUCACAGCAGGGAGAAGCCCCUCCCUCCGACCCCGAGCAGAGGCCCCACCCCUCCCAGCUCCGUAAAGCCCCCUUCUUCCAGCAGACCCCCCACCGGUGGCUCCGCGGCCCCCCCUCCCCCGCCGCCGUACCGACCGCACACAUCCAACGGGCCCUCGCACGUCGACGGCGCCCCCGAGCUUCCUCAGAGGCACAACUCUCUGCACAAAAAACACUCGUCAUCCGGAGGCAGCCAAGGACGCAGCCACGCUCCGCCCCCUCCUCCGUCACCGUCUCCAGCCGCACAGCAGGGGGGGGUCAGACCACCACCGCCCGCCAGAGAGCCACCGGGACGCAGAUCAGCUCCCCAGGUGCCCCCUCCCGCCGGCUCUCGUAACGGCGGCCGUGAAGCCCCUCCCCCCCCGCCCCCGUACCGAGGCCACAGCUCUUCCAACGCCUCAGAGUCCCACAGCCGAGGGGGCAAACCGCCUCCUCCUUCCUCUUCCUCCUCCUCAUCAUCCUCCUCCCGCACCCCGGCCGGACCCCCUCCACCGCCCCCGCCCAUCCGGAACGGCCACUCCUCCAUCUCCUCCUCCAAGUCCAUCAUAGAUGAUUUUGAGUCCAAGUUCAACUUCCACCCCAUCGAAGACCUUCCACCUCCAGAGGAGUACAGACAUUUUAACAAAGUCUACCCCAGCAAGAACAACAAGGCCACGAUGAGAGUAGCUCCUCCAGCCCCUCCGGUGAGCAGGUGAACGGACCCUCAGCUCAGGACUUGAACUCUCAGUCAGCCGACUCGACGGACGGUCAACGAGGGAAGCGCUCGAAUCCACAAACACACACACCACCACGACAAAAAAAAAAAAAAAACCCAACACUAACACUAAACCACCAGCUGGAAGCAACAGCGGAGAAUGCAACGUGAAACACUACAGCCACGCAGGUUUGACACUACUCGUCAGUCACCGUCUGUCUUUGCACGAGAGAACAAAAAAAAACAAAAAAAAAAAAAACACUCGAGAAAACAGACUCGACACUUCUUUUUUUUUUCUCCACACUGUGACCAUGACGACUUCUCCUCCUCCUCUGCUGACUGUAACGCAGAGGCUUCUGUUCAACACUACAUAUCAGGACCAAACUCUAGAAAACUUCCAAAUCUGUGCAUUCCAUCUUUUUUUUUUUUCUUCUUUUAAUUCAUAUUCAUGAUAAUAAUGGUGAUUUUUGCUUAAUAACAGAAUAUGUUUAUUUUUGGGGGUGGGCGUUGGGGGUGGGGGUGUCAGCGUUGAUUUGUGGGUGCAAAGAAUUCAACUCUACGAAUGGAAACUGUCUUUUUUUGAAGUUUGAAGUUUUUCAGCAGAUGGAUUCAAUUUAAAGGUUCUUCACCACACUGAUGAUAAAUGCCAUGUGAAUGUGGAGCUCAUCAUUGAUUCUUUUGUUUUUUGUUUUAUUUGCUUAAAAUAGCCAUUCCUGCAGUGCCAGGUGAGGGUGCGUUUGAAUCCCAACUCUUUCUGUCUCAGUGUGCCAAAAGCGGGUGGAGUCAAGUGAACUGCACAGAGUUAGGACAGUUUCCAUAGAUGAUGAUCUUUUGCAUCAAACUGACAUUUUGGAUUUCUCUCUUUUACUGGAAAGCUUGCCAAGUUAUAACCGAAGCCUCGCCAGGUUGUUUAUUUUUAAACAUUCGGAGAGGGGUUAUUUCCUGCUUUUUUUUUUCUCUCUCUCCCUCUCUCUACUUUCCUUAAUUUGUUUUGGAGGGAGAGGAGUGGGGGUGUUUAUGUUUCCAUCUUCAGGCGAUGUUGCACGGCAGCUUCACUGCUCAAACCCAACCGAGACACUGUGCAUGACGCUCAUUGAUGCACUUAUAAGAAGAGGCGAGCCUGCAAUCAGGAGUGAAUUCAUGUUAGAUGUAACACAAAAGCUUCAAAUGUGUCUGAUAAUAGCCAGCAUCUUUCUCCAAAAACACUUAGGCCAACACUAAAUUAUUAUUAUUAUUAUUAUUAUUAUUAUUAUUUGUUUACUGGACCAAGUUUAGAUGAUUUUAGCUGCAGAGUUUCGGAGACGUUUUAUAAGGGAUCAUUUGUCACUUUUUUUUCUCCACAGAAUUUCCUCUUUGCAGGGAAGUCGGUCUAAAAGAAGCUCAGCUCUGUUCUCAAUCCAUAAUUGUACCUUUUUUGCUGCUGGUGGGCCUUUUCUUUUCUUUUCUUUUCUUUUCUUUUCUUUUCUUUUUUUUUUUUUUUAGUAGAAGGACUGUACGACCAGAGAAAGAUGAUUUUGUUGUUUUAUUGCUAUGCAAGGAGCAGUUUGUACAGAUUGUAGUUGGUAGCGGCUAACCAAAAAAAAAAAGACAAAAACAAACAAAAAAAAGGAACACUUAAGUGCCAGAGAACUAUUUUUUUGUUUUUUGUUUUUUAGCAGAUGGAGGUUUUUACUUCACGUUUCGUUAUUCUGAACCAUUUAGCUUGACUUUAAAAAAACAAAACACUAAUUACAUCAUAUUCAAACUAAAGAUGCCAUGCAGGGAAAUGAACAAUAAAAGAAUAAAGUUAGUUGAGGUUAAAUCAAUCCUCUGUUCUCAGUGCUAUGGCGCCUCCUGCUGGUUUUUGCCUUACACACAUCUGUUGUCACUCUCAUCGGUACCAGUGAUUUUUAUUUUAUUUUGUUUGUUUUAUAGGGGGGGAAAGAUGAUGACAACUAAGUAAAUAAGAAACUAUUUGAAAAAUGCAAUAAAUAUUGUAUAUUUACAUUAAGGAAUAUGGUAAUCAUAGUUAUUGAUCUAUUUUUAUGUUGUAAAAAGCUUGUAAUAUAGGAAAGAGAAAUGAUUAAGAGUUAUAACAAUGUUCCAGUCGGUGAGCUUUGGUCUGAUAGAGCGGACUCUCUGUAGCACUUCUCUGGAUGUUUGGCCAUAAGGGUGAAUGAGCUGGAUGGAUGGAUGCGAGGUUUUGCCAACGAGCCAACACUUUUUGGGGAUCCUGUUUGUAAAAUUAAAAAAAAUUGAAGAAAAAAAAAAUGUGCAGGAAAGUAGUGAAGGUGAGUCUGGGAGGUGGAAGUCGGCAGCAGCACAAGAAAAUCAACAACAAUAAAUGUAACUGCACUUCCUGUCCUGGAUGUUUGCUCACCUUGUCCACUCUCAGAGCAGAAACCCUGUGGUCAUUUCAUGUUAAUCAACCAUGUUUUUAUCAUCUGAAAUCAUUUUCAAUAAAUAUGUUCCUGUUGGGGGAAAAAGGGUACCUGA
Molecule: messenger RNA, 3569 nt
Organism: Scomber japonicus (chub mackerel)
Lineage: Eukaryota; Metazoa; Chordata; Actinopteri; Scombriformes; Scombridae
Gene: wipf2a
Product: WAS/WASL interacting protein family, member 2a
Exons: 5
Coding region: 1-1095 (364 amino acids)
Source: RefSeq, a predicted model, not a curated record